Molecule: messenger RNA, 2478 nt
Organism: Caenorhabditis remanei
Lineage: Eukaryota; Metazoa; Nematoda; Chromadorea; Rhabditida; Rhabditidae
Exons: 9
Coding region: 1-2478 (825 amino acids)
Molecular function (GO): nucleic acid binding
Source: RefSeq, a predicted model, not a curated record
AUGCCGUCAAAAGCCAAUAAGAGGAAGGCGGCUGAAGAGAGGAAAUCAGCAAAUUCGGCAGCUGAAGCAGUUGAGAUACCAGCUGUGAAUCCACCUGAGGAUAUUGCACCCGAACCAACUUCCUCUUCUUCGUCUAAUUCAGAAUCCUCCAGCUCAUCAUCACCAUACUCAUCCGUAGAAUCCACUUAUCCUUCUACCUCCGACUCGGAUCUUCCUGGUACUUCUACCUCCGAUGCAACCUCGGACUCCCUUAUCUCUGAUGAUGACUCCAGUUCACUUCUGUACCCACCACCUGCCAGACUUGAAUAUCUCGAGGCUUCGAAUCCAAUCGAUAUUGUAACAAAUUCAUAUUUGAUGAAAGUGGAGCCAGUUAAAUUUUAUUGCUACAACGUCAGUAUUAGUGUGAAGAGAAACGGAAUGGAUUCAUUCGAACUUUCUGGUUUAACCGGCGAUGUUCGACAGCGACAGAGGGACCUGGCAGAGAUUCUGAGAAUCGUUUGUAGAAACGGAGGAAAAAUGAAGAAGAUUGUAAAAGUUUACGACGGUGCAAUGAAACUAUAUACCACCAAAAAGUUGAAGAUUUUUCAACUUGACUCAAUCAACGCAACCCUCGAUCAAUCUGAGGUGCCGGAAAUGAUUCAAUCCCACGAGCAAGAACAACUCUAUGCCAGUGGGCCGCUUUCCAAUCUUCCUGUCAACUGGAAAGAUCUAUCAGCUGCAAGAAGCUAUCUGAAAGGUUUGCAUGUGCAGCACAUCUACUCACAGCAGUGUUGCACUAUUAGUGAUGUAUCAGACGUUCCAUUAAUGACAGUUGACAAUGGAAAAAUUUUCAAAAAAGCUAUAGAACAAGCCAAUCAAUCGGGAUCCUAUUUCAAUCGUUUUUGGCCUGCAAUAGAAGUCAACUUGUUGAACAAAUCGAAAGGACGACAAAGAUCACUUUACUUUCCAAUUGAAACUUUGAAUGUUCUUCCUGAUCAGAAACUUCCAGAAGAGAAUAAAAUACCUGUGGUAAUUGACACAUCUACUAGGUUCAGUGAGACAAGAAAAAUUGGAGAAAAAGCUCUUCUCCUAUCUCCGAACUCUACUCUUCACUCGUUUGGAGUGACAAUCAACCCAGAACCUAUCACAGUAGAAGGAUUUGCAGUAUCACCUCCGACUAUUAUGUAUAAUGGAUACGAAACUGUUGUGGACUUUUCGAGAAAUGCGUCAUGGCUCCCUCCCAAUAAUCAUAAAGGAACUCUCAUUGCACCAGCCAGAAUGGAAAAAGUGUUGUUGUUGUAUAAUAGUUCGGAGAUUACCAAUAAGCGAAAAGUUGAGAGAUUAAAGACUUACCUGAUAAAAAGUUCCAAGCAAAUUGGGAUAAUCAUUUCAAGAAUUGAUGAGGAAGAUUUGGCGUCCAGUGUUACUACACCAGUAGAAGCUAUCGAACAAAAAAUGAAUUCCCUUCAAAACUUGUUAGUCAAGCCAAUUGUAAUUUAUGCAACUGAAAACGACAGUCAAGCAGUCUACAAAAAUUUGAAACUGCAAGAACGACUGUGCGAGGUGGUGACUCAAUAUAUAUCAUUCAAUAAAUUCACAACAACACGAUCACACAUUUCAAGUUCUCAUCUAUGGGGUGAUAGUUCCAACACGCUGAUUAUUUCCUACGACCUCCAAUUCCCCGAUUUCGAAAAGAAUGGAAUUAAUGAAAUACCAUGUACCGUCGGGUUUGGAUACAACGGGACCAGAAUUCCUGAAGCAGUUAUUGGGGAUUUUCAUUAUCAAUUAGCAAACAACGAGCAAGUGGAUAGUGAUGUGUUGAUUUAUCGUGCCAAAUUUAUGCUGAAUCACUAUUUUAGCUCAAGAAAAAAGCUACCGGAUCACGUUAUUAUUUUACGGGAUGAAAUAUCCCAAGAUCAACAUGACAUGGUGAGGUUCGAAGAGUUCCCUGCAAUCCAAAAGGGAAUUAUGGAGAUUUUCGACGAAAAAAAGAACGAAGCUCCCUCAUUUGCGCUUCUUGUCAUAAACAAGCGUCACUCACAUCAGUUGUAUACUACAAAUAAGCAAGGUAUUUCAAACGUCCCACCUCUCACUGCAAUCGAUCGUCGAGUUGUGAGUAAGGAAGGAAACGAGAUCAUUUUCGCUUCUACAACCGACCCAAAGAUCAAUAAAAAUAUGAGAGUUCUGCUCAUCACUAUUCUCCUCAAUGAAAACGUCUUCAAAACUAAUAAUGAACUGACUCAACUGAUGGCAGCAAUGUGUUGUGCAAAUCAAGUGUUCACCAGAGUGGUCCAACUGCCAGAGACAAUCAUUGCAGCCGAAAGUUACGCGAAAAGAGGUGCGGAUCUUUUUGACGCAUACUCUCUAAAAUGCCACCAAGAGAAUGAACCUCUUCUGGAAAUUCCGGAUGGUACUGGAGGAAAACAUCUGGAUCUCACAAAAUUAACCGAACUUCUCAGUUACGAAUCCAGCUGCUUCAGCACAACAAGAAUUGUCUGA